UGAGAGGCGGUAGCGGCGGCGGUGGCGGCAGAGGCGGCGGUAGCGGCGGCAGCUGUGAAGGGGUUCCGGGAAGAUGGUGCUGAUUAAGGAAUUCCGUGUGGUUUUGCCAUGUUCUGUUCAGGAGUAUCAGGUUGGGCAGCUGUACUCUGUUGCAGAAGCUAGUAAGAAUGAGACUGGUGGUGGAGAAGGAAUUGAAGUCUUAAAGAAUGAACCUUAUGAGAAGGAUGGAGAAAAGGGACAGUAUACACACAAAAUAUAUCACCUGAAAAGCAAAGUUCCCACCUUCGUGAGGAUGAUUGCUCCUGAGGGCUCCUUGGUGUUUCACGAGAAAGCCUGGAACGCCUACCCCUACUGCAGGACAAUUGUAACGAAUGAAUAUAUGAAAGAUGAUUUCUUCAUUAAAAUUGAGACAUGGCACAAACCAGACUUGGGAACAUCAGACAACGUACACAGUUUGGAUCCAAACACAUGGAAAACUGUCGAAAUUGUCCACAUAGAUAUUGCAGAUCGAAGUCAAGUUGAACCAGCAGACUAUAAAACUGAUGAAGACCCAGCAUUAUUCCAGUCAGUCAAGACCAAGAGAGGCCCUCUGGGACCCAACUGGAAGAAGGAGCUGGCAGACGACACUGACUGCCCUCGGAUGUGUGCCUACAAGCUAGUGACCAUCAAGUUCAAGUGGUGGGGCUUGCAGAGCAAAGUGGAGAACUUCAUUCAGAAGCAAGAAAAAAGGAUAUUUACAAACUUUCAUCGCCAGCUUUUUUGUUGGAUCGACAAGUGGAUUGAUCUGACAAUGGAGGAUAUUAGGAGAAUGGAAGACGAGACUCAGAAAGAACUAGAAACAAUGCGUAAGAAGGGUACCGUCCGAGGCACGUCGGCUGCUGAUGUCUAGAUGAGUCCCCUGUAGGGUCAGAGACAAUAUCACACUGUUUACGUAAUCAAGGUCAAGUGAGGGGAACCAGUGCAGCCAGUGACGAGUGAAGAUGAAUCUGACCAGUGUCUUGCAGUGUUGAAGUUUCCAACGUGUGCUUGUGGAAACGCACACACACGCACAGGUUCCCAGCCACAUGUGUCUGUGUGUGUGUGUGUGUGUGUCUGUGGCUGUAUAUAGAACGCAUGUAGAGCUGCAGACCCGGAUGCACACGUGUGUGUGUGUGUAUAUAUGUACAUACAAACAUCCUGAAGGGAUUAGUACACUUUCUCCAACGUACUGUAUCUAUCUUCAGCAAGAAUGCAAAAGAAAAUAUUUUCAGUAUAUAUACCUGGAACAGAUUUUAAUAAUUAUCAGAGUAAAACCAUUAAUGGACAAAUUGACUGCGAUGUGAUACGAGCUGGUAUGUUUCAUAAAUGUCAAGCUGUGGACCAACAUAUAUAGCCUUUUGUUAUUUUUCUGUUCUUUUAAAUCAGUCUCUUAUAAAUUUUUAUUUUAGUCCCAUAAGCAGCAGACUCCCACAGAGAGAUUCCUUCAAAACUUUUUGGUACUCCCAUGAAUCUGGAAUGUCAACUCUGAAUGUAUUUAUAACUAUUUAUUUCUGGAUGGUCAUUAUCUUCCAGCCAAAUUUGAUGAUAUCUAUUAAAUAAGGAGUAAAGUUACAGGCCAGUUUUUACUAGUUUGAGGGGAAAAUCCUUUUAAAAAAUUUUUUCUGGUUUUUAUUGGAGUUUUGUAUUUUAAAUUUCAAGUAUUUUUCUACAUCAAACCUAGAAAAAUGAAGAUGACAAUUUGUGAUUUAUAGUAAACACUAGAACAUUUUCAGGCUCGAUAAAGAAGUCAGUCUGAACGGUAUCGGAGGCCGCAUAGAAAGGCUGGGUGCCAGCGCCUCCCAGGGUCUCAUUUCUGAAGCGGCCCUUUUCUGGGGUUAAUGCAGAGACCGCGCGGACGGUCCAGAAGCCUCGCGGCCGGGCCGGGCGGGGCCGGGUGACAGUGUGCUCUUUCUGUGUGGCAGUGCACUCGGAUGGGGGGCUGCCUUCGAGGUGGGAUGGUGCAGUGCCGCUCGGGGCCCUGGGGGGCUGGUGACCCCGACUUCUGGAUCUGCUCUCUAGUAGGACACCCAGUGACAUUCCCUGAGGAGGCAUCAGGAAAGUGCUGGUUAGACGUCACUGCCACUUUUUUUUUUUUUUUUUUAAAGAAGGAGCAGUGGCUGGUUAGAUCUUUAUCCGCUUUCUCUGUCUGGAUGCAGCUUUUCCCCUGUCAGGCCUGGAAGCUUGAGUGCAGUGAUAUCCUUGAGGCCUUCAGGCCACAAACUGUCGUCUGUAACCCCCUGCUCCUCCUAACCCCACCCCGGCCUGCCGUCAGAGCGCGGUAGUCAUCCGAUUUGCUGACAGUCCUGCCCUUGUUGCUCUGCGCUUUCCCACGUGUCCUGUGUCCCGACCCGAGUGCUGCCGCAUUGAGACCCUGGUACCUCAGAAGCACACCCCGCGUCUCAAACGUCCUCCGCGUACUCAGGAUACAGACCAUGUUUCCUCUCGGGGCUCUGAGGGUAAUGGGUCUGUCAGAGCGUGAUCGUCACCUGCAGAGCAUCGGGUGCGAGGAAGGCGAUGCUGAUUUGUGGAAUGGAGAGUCCAGGCCUCUCUCCUAACAAACCUAACUCUUGCUGGCAUCUGCAGUCUCGUUGGGAGCUUGGGCACACAUGGAAAUGAGAGCCCGGCACAUGGAUUUUAAUGUCUUUCUAACAACUGUGGAGAUUUGAGGGAAUGUGUGGUGAAUGUAAAAUACCUAGUUUACUUGGCAGUCUCUUGUGUAAAUUACAGUAAAACAAAGUAAAUGAAAUUUAAACAAAAAAUAAAUUUGAUCACAAAAUGCCA
Molecule: messenger RNA, 2799 nt
Organism: Marmota flaviventris (yellow-bellied marmot)
Lineage: Eukaryota; Metazoa; Chordata; Mammalia; Rodentia; Sciuridae
Source: RefSeq, a predicted model, not a curated record